Cladophialophora carrionii CBS 160.54 is the source of this 1737-nucleotide messenger RNA. RefSeq lists its product as uncharacterized. Gene Ontology annotation, molecular function: heme binding; iron ion binding; monooxygenase activity. Bases 1 to 1737 code for a protein of 578 amino acids. The record is from RefSeq and is a predicted model, not a curated record. The transcript has 2 exons. NCBI's taxonomy places the organism in Eukaryota, Fungi, Ascomycota, Eurotiomycetes, Chaetothyriales, Herpotrichiellaceae.
AUGGCUACCGUUCAUUACACUUCAACUAUACAAUCGUUUAUUCAUUCACGUUUUCCUUCCAACUUGACUUCCGAUGUUGUGCCAGCCAGCUCUAACGGAGCAAACAUUCUCUUCGCAUACAAAUGGACAUUGCUAUGCUUAGCUCUCUUGACACCAACGAUCUAUCGCGUCCUGCAUUUCUUUGUCGUCAAGGACCAGCCUCCAAAGGGUCUUCGGCUGGUUCCCGGUCCCGGAAGCACCAUUCCUUACAUUGGACGAGUUGACAUUGACGCCAUUGCGCCAUGGAACUCGAUGAAGAAUUGGUCCGACAAGUUCAAUGGCCUCUUCAGGCUCCAAGCUUGUGGUGAAAUGCACAUUUGGCUCGGUGACAAUGAUGUCGCGCAAGAGCUUUACUGCAAAAGAGCUGCAAUUUACUCUUCCCGUCCGGAGGUAGCAGCAGUUCCCGGCAGUGAUUCUCAAGGUCAAUAUCUCCCAUUACUUGAGUAUGGAGACCAUUGGCGUAUGCAACGAAAGUUUGCCCAUACGGUUUUGACCACGUCCUACAACAACGAAUACUACGGCUACAUCAAUCUUGAAGCGAAGCGCUUCCUCUUCCAACUGCUCAAAGACCCUCUCGAUCAUUUUGCCCAAACUGACAGAUAUUGCGGUCGGAUCUCCGCCAGACUAAGCUAUGGCUCGCCAAAGUCCGCAGCAGCUCAUUGCAAGAACGCCGCAGAGUUCAUUCCUCAGAUCUCCCCAUCUGCGAGUGGACCUAUCACAAACAUCUUUCCCUUCCUCGGCGCGCUUCCGGAGUGGAUCAACACGGCCAAGAUAGCCCCGAGGCAACGAAGAGAGCGUGAAGAACGACUAUGGACUGGGCUUAUGAGGCAAGUUCGAGAAGAGAUGGAGAAUGGAACAGCGACAGUCUCAUAUGCCCGUUCAUACUUUGAGAGGAGGGACGCAGCAGCAAAAGACGAUGGACGUUCCUUCGGAUUUGAUGAACACGAAGCAGCCUACGCAGUUGGCAUGCUCUGCACUGUCGCUAUAUUCACGAUCGGAGGUCCACUGUACUGCUUCUUCCUCGCCAUGGUUCUUCAUCCGGAAUGGCAAGAGAAGUGUCGAGCGGAGAUUGAUGCAGUUGUUGGACGAGACCGUAUUGUCGAGCUCAGCGACUCUCCGAACCUUCCCCUGCUUCGAGCAUGCAUCAAAGAGUGUAUCCGCUGGCGUCCACCAGUUCCGCUUGGUGUCCCUCGCCUUGUCCAGGAAGAUGAUACGUAUGAGGGAUACUUUAUUCCGAAAGGCGCUGUCGUUCAUGCCAUCGACUUAGCUAUGGCACGAGAUCCCGCCAAAUAUCCCGACGCUGAGACUUACAACCCGGGCCGUUGGGUCGAACCGGGGUAUCCGACCUAUAAGGAACCGCUCAGCGUGUAUCCACGAUUGGUGGGCCAUCACGGGUUCGGACGUGGACGUCGCAUGUGUCCCGGCAUUGAGAUCACCGAAGCAGAGCUGUUAGUGGCGUGUGGCUCUCUCUUAUGGGCUUUCACCAUGAAGCCUAACAUUGGACAGGAUGGGAAGCCACAGUGGCCAGAUUCAAAGGCAUUCACCAGCAAUGUCAUUGGUGGGCCUUUGCCUUUCAAGUUUGAUUUGAAGGUGAGGGACGAAUCUCGAAAGACAAAGAUCGAAGAGUUGUAUCAGCAAAGUCAGGUGUUACAGGACGACCUUGUACGCGACCCUCUACAAGCCAAGGACGGAAGGUAG